AUGGAGAUAUCAGUUGCAUCGUUGACAGUUUCAAUAGCUAUAGCUGCGGUGUCGUGGUGGGUAUGGAGAACGUUGAACUGGGUUUGGUUCAAACCAAAGAUGCUUGAGAGUUACCUGAGAAGACAAGGUCUUGCCGGACCUCCUUACACGCCUCUCGUCGGCGACUUGAAGAAGAUUUUCAACAUGUUGACGGAGGCAAGAUCCAAACCCAUCAAACUAACGGAUGAUAUCCAACCACGUGUCGUGCCUUAUCCCUUGCAGAUGCUCAAGACUCAUGGAAGGACCUUCUUUACGUGGUUAGGACCUAUACCAGCCAUCACUAUAAUGGAUCCUGAGCAAAUCAAGGAAGUGUUCAACAAAAUUUCUGAUUUCCCAAAGACACAUACAUUCCCUCUGAUCAGAUACAUAGCCACUGGACUCGUUAGUUAUGAUGGAGACAAAUGGGCGAAACACCGAAGAAUCAUAAACCCUGCUUUCCAUUUAGAGAAGAUCAAGAUUAUGGUACCUGCUUUCCACCAAAGCUGCAGCGAGGUUGUUGGCGAGUGGGACAAGUUAGUCUCGGCUAAAGGGUCGUCUUGUGAGGUGGACGUUUGGCCUUGGCUGAUGAGUAUGACGGCAGAUGUGAUCUCUCGUACUGCCUUUGGAAGCAGUUACAAAGAAGGGCAAAAGAUAUUUGAGCUCCAAACAGAGCUAACAGAGCUCAUCACUCAAUCGUUUCGGAAAUCUUUCAUCCCUGGAUAUCGUUAUCUCCCGACGAAGGAUAAUAGAAGGAUGAAAGCAGCAGCCAGCGAAGUCCAAGUUAUCCUGCGAGGGAUCAUUAACAAAAGGUUAAGGGCGAGAGAAGCUGGGGAAGCACCGAGCGAUGAUUUGCUUGGUAUACUUCUUGAAUCGAAUAUGGUGCAAGCUAAAGGGAAUGGAAUGAGCAUUAAGGAUGUGAUGGAAGAGUGCAAGUUGUUCUAUUUCGCAGGGCAAGAGACAACUUCAGUACUUCUGGUCUGGACAAUGGUUCUGUUAAGCCAACACCAAGACUGGCAAGCUCGGGCACGAGAAGAAGUGAAGCAUGUUUUUGGCGACAGAGAACCUGAUACAGAAGCCGGUCUAAACCAGCUCAAAGUUAUGACGAUGAUAUUGUAUGAGGUCCUCAGGCUAUAUCCUCCAGUAACGCAGCUGAGUCGAGCCAUUAACAAAGAGAUGAAGCUUGGCGACCUGACGCUACCAGCUGGCGUUCAUGUCAAUCUACCUAUUAUGUUAGUCCAACGCGACACGGAGCUAUGGGGCGACGAUGCAGCAGAGUUCAAGCCGGAGAGGUUCAAAGACGGUCUCUCAAAGGCAACAAAGAGCCAAGUCUCCUUCUUUCCCUUUGCGUGGGGACCAAGGAUCUGCAUUGGCCAGAACUUUGCUAUGUUGGAGGCUAAGAUGGCAAUGGCUUUGAUUCUACAGAGGUUCUCCUUUGAGCUCUCUCCUUCUUAUGUUCAUGCGCCUUAUACAGUCAUCACCCUUCACCCACAGUUCGGUGCUCAUCUUAUCCUGCACAAGCUAUAA
This is a messenger RNA of Microthlaspi erraticum, 1542 nucleotides long. NCBI's taxonomy places the organism in Eukaryota, Viridiplantae, Streptophyta, Magnoliopsida, Brassicales, Brassicaceae. The record is from the annotation of a GenBank genome assembly.